Molecule: messenger RNA, 654 nt
Organism: Ostertagia ostertagi
Lineage: Eukaryota; Metazoa; Nematoda; Chromadorea; Rhabditida; Trichostrongylidae
Source: the annotation of a GenBank genome assembly
AUGGCAGGAAAUGCGAGCUGUUCAUGGGCCAUGCACAACGAUAUGGUAGAAGAAAGUCGGAAGUUUGCUGAGCGAAAUGGCAUUCACGAAACUCGCGACUCCAAAAAGAUGGUCGACGCUCUUAGAGGCUUGCCAUGUUCCAAGUUCGCGCUGUCAUUGAUGGAAAAUAUGGAGAAGCCAAGUGUGGCAAGUAGUUGUGCGUCUGGUCCACGUCUCGACUUUGAUUUCAUUCCAAAGAGUGUCAGUGAGUUGCGGAAGGAGGCGCCGGCGAAACCAAUGCUCAUAGGGUGCUCUGCUUCUGAGGGCCUUAUGUUCUUAGGGUUUGGAAAGCACCACUCUGUCAGUGCGAUUAUGAAUUAUGUUUCGCAACUUGUGCCUGAGAAGGAGUACCCUCGCACGUUCAAGAAGUUGCGAGAGGAAGUUUUCGAGAAACUAGUCUCAAAUCCCGCCAUUACUCUUGAGGUGACACGAGCCUUAGCCGAGGUUUGUUCGCUUUCUUUGGCUUUCGCAAUCGUGGCAUAUGCAACACAUUGCACUGAGUUGGCCUACAUCUUCGCUGUGGGGAUUAUCUGGAAUUACGAGUUCAACCAUGACGACAAAAAGAUGUUGGAAUUGACGACAAGAAUGUGGACGAAUUUCGCUAAAUAUGGGUAA